Messenger RNA from Paracoccidioides brasiliensis Pb18, 1575 nucleotides. RefSeq lists its product as uncharacterized. Gene Ontology annotation, cellular component: nucleus. The record is from RefSeq and is a predicted model, not a curated record. The transcript has 2 exons. Gene Ontology annotation, molecular function: transcription coregulator activity; RNA polymerase binding. The coding region runs from base 1 to 1575 and encodes 524 amino acids.
AUGAUAUACGGCCAGGAUAACUGGGCAUUGGUGACCAAGAUGCUCAAGUCUACUUAUUCGUCUUUGAAUCCUCUCCCUCCAGGAUGGACGGAGCAUAAAGCUCCAUCAGGUCAUCUGUAUUAUUACAAUGCGGAAACAAAGCAGUCAACAUAUAGAAGGCCUCCUGCAGUCCCCGCAGGCUUACAGCCAGCCGCAGCUCUCCCUCCCCGACCUGCUUUCGGCUUCCCAGCACAUCCUCAAGUUGGCCCUGCUCCGGGCUUCGGGUAUCCAGUACCACAGGGAGGAGGCCUGCCUUUUAACAUCGCAGACAGUUUUGAUAAAUUCCGCAGAGACGGUGCGGGAGACGGACGACGGCAAGUUCGACGACCCCGCCACCUUGAGGAUAGACCGAAAUCCAAGCAUACAAUUCCCGGAUGCGAGCCGUGGGCUCUCGUAAAAACAAAAUUAGGUCGUCGGUUUGUUCAUAACCCCGACACCAAUGAGAGCUUUUGGAAAUUUCCACAGGAUGUUUUGAAAGGAGUGAUUGAGUACGAUCGUCUGGAGCGGGAAAGAAAAGAAAGACGGGAGAGAGGGGAAUUAAGUGAGGAGCAAGAAGAGGACAGAGGCUUCAAAAGAGUGUCGUUGGAAUGGGGACGGUCAGCAUCUGUUGCAAACGAAGCAGAAGGGAGGAAAGAGGAAGAUAGUGACGAAUAUGAGGAGGUUGAGGUCACUGAUGACGAAGCCGAGGACAGAGAAGGAGAGGAUAUACAAUCCAAAAGGUUGAGAACCGAAGGGGAAAAUGCAAACCAGCCUGGAUAUAUUGAGUUCAACGAAGAUGAUAUUGAAUACCAGCUCGCAGCCAUGGGCGAGGAGUAUGGACUAGAUCCAGGAGAGUACGGAGAACCUGGAGAGGAAGGAUGGGAGGAAGGGGCAGAAGGGCUGCCACUAACGGAAGAGGACUCAACGACGCUUUUCCGCGACCUACUUGAUGAUUUCCGAAUAAAUCCGUAUACCCCCUGGGAGAAAAUCAUCGAAGAGGGUAAAAUAAUUGACGAUGCGAGGUACACCAUACUCCCCAAUAUGAAAUCGCGACAGGAGGCGUGGUCCAACUGGAGCCGCGACCGGAUGCAAGAACUGAAGGAACGAAGAGAAAAAGAAGUAAAGAAGGACCCUAGAAUCAGAUACCUGGCGUUUCUACAGGAACAUGCGACGCCGAAAUUGUACUGGCCUGAAUUCAAGCGCAAAUAUAGAAAGGAGCCUGAAAUGAAGGAUAUUCAACUAUCAGAUAAAGACAGGGAAAAGCUUUACCGUGAUCAUAUACCACGCCUCAAGCUCCCGGAAGCCACUCGAAAAUCAGAUCUAUCCACUCUCCUAAAGUCUACUCCCCUACACGCUCUCAACAGAUUGUCGACACCAGAUAUGCUACCUGCCAGCAUCCUCACGGACCUUCGAUACAUCUCCUUACCACCAGAAAUUCGCGAUCCUCUAAUCGAAGCAUAUAUAUCAACAUUGUCCCCAGCUCCUGAACCGAAAGGCAUAUCCACGGAGGAACAGAUGGAGCGUGACAAACGACGAGCUGAGAGGGAGAAGCGGUAG